UCGAAACCCGGAAGUAGCCGACACGGUUUGGCAGCAGAGCUCCAGCUGUCAGUCCUCUACCGACCUGUGAGUUGUGUCGUUGUGUUGUUAAAGAGGACAGACGUGCAUGUGAAGCUGUUGUCGAGAAAAACGUGUUCACAUUUGGAGUUCGGAUCCAUCUGGAUGUUGAGCGUUCGGACUCUGUUCGGGAUCGGCUUCCUGGUGACCUCGAGAGCCGCGGCUGCCUUCGCUCAGACCGGGACAUGUUCUCUGUCCGCUGCAGCUAAUAAUCACAAGAAGGACUGUUUGAGCAGCAGAGCGGCGUCCACCAUGGCCCAGACCAUUAAAUAUCUCGGGCAGGAGGAGGCUCAGCACAUCGAUGAGGAGCUCUUCAGCGAGUACGGCUUCAGCGUGGACCAGCUGAUGGAGUUGGCCGGGCUGAGCUGUGCGACGGCCGUCACUCGGGCGUAUCCACUCACGUCUCUGGUGAAGUCCAGACCUUCUCUGCUGGUGAUCUGUGGACCCGGAAACAACGGCGGCGACGGUCUGGUCUGUGCGAGACACCUCAAACUGUUUGGCUACGAGCCCACCAUCCUGUACCCGAAGAGGCCCAACAAGCCGCUGUUCCAGGGUCUGACCACGCAGUGCCAGAAGAUGGAGAUCCCCUUCCUCAGCGAGAUGCCGGAGGCCGAGGUGGUGGACGAAGCUUACAACCUGGUGAUUGACGCCAUCUUUGGCUUCAGCUUCAAAGGCGCCGUCCGGGAACCUUUUGGAUCGAUUCUGGACGUACUGAAGAAAACCACAGUCCCCGUCGCCAGCAUCGACAUCCCCUCAGGUUGGGACGUGGAGCAGGGCAGCGCCGACGGACUGCAGCCCGACACGCUCAUAUCGCUCACCGCCCCCAAGAAGUCCGCCGCCAUGUUCAGGGGCCGGUACCACUUCCUGGGAGGCCGGUUCGUCCCGCCGGGCCUGGAGAGGAAGUACGAGCUCAACCUGCCUCAGUAUCACGGCACAGACUGUGUGCUGCAGCUGUGAAGGUGACGGAAGAAACAUCUGGAAAACAAGCUGGACGAGAGCUUCAGCAACACCUUCAUGUCUGAAGUGGAACCUGAAACAAGUUAGCUUAGCUUAAUGGAAAAUGGGGGGAACGACGAGCCUAGCGCUCUUGUAAAUGUAAAAGUCACUACAUGUGUAAUUUUUAACUGAUUGGUAUCGACAGUAAUAAAGGUCUGAUCCUCUGUUUACGUCCGCCGUCAAGCAGGUUUCGUAAAUUUGAAUGAUUUUCUAAAGAAAUGCAGCCUGAUCGAUCAAUACAUGGGUAAAUUAUAAUACAAAUAGAAUGCACUAGAUAUUUGUUCUGUUCUGAUAUUUUUGUUUUCAAGCCACAUCUAAAAUGAAGCUACAGUAAGCAGCCGGUUAGCUUAGCAUGAACACUGGAAGCAGUUAGCCUCACUUUGUGCAGAUUUACCUGGACAGAGCUGCGCAGCUUCCUCCUGCUUGCAGUCUUAAAGCUAAGCUAACCUCGCAGCCAGUUAGCUCAGCAUGAACAGCAAGUUAGCCUAGCAUAAACACUGAAAGAAGGGGAAGCAGUUAGCCUUGCUGUGUGCUGGUGUGCAGAUUUUACUCGACAAAGCUGCACUGUUACCUCCUGCUUGGGGUAUUUAAGCGAAGCUAACCUAGCUGCCAGUUAGCUUAGCAUGAACAGCCAGUUAGCUUAGCAUAAAUAAUGAAAAAAGAGACGCAGUUAACCUCACUGUGUGCAGACUUUCAUGGACUGUUUCCUCCUGUUUUCAGUCUUUAAGCUAAGCUAACCUCGCAGCCAGUCAGCUUAGCAUGAACGCUGGGAAAGGGAAAGCAGUUAGCUGCACUCUGUGCUGGUAUGCAGAUUUACUUGAACAGAGCCUCGCUAUUUCUCUCUGGCUUGCAGUCUUUAGGCUAAGCUAACCUAGCAGCCAGUUAGCUUACAAUGAACAAUGAAAGAAAGAGAAGCAGUUAGCCUCACUGUGUGCAGAUCUGCUUGGACAGAGAUAAACUGUUUCCUCAUGCACGCAGUCUUUAAACUAAGCUAACCUAGCAGCCAGUUAGCAUAGCACGAACACUGUAGGAAGGGAAAGCCUUGCUCUGUGCUGGUAUAUUCUUGAACAAAGCUAUGCUGUUUCCUCAUGCUUGCAGUCUUUAGCCUAAGCUAACCUAGCAGCCAGCUUAGCAUGAACAGCCAGUUAGCUUAGCAUUAACAGUGGAAGAAAAGGAACCAGUUAGCCUCACUGUGUGCAGAUUUUCUUGGACAGAGCUACUGUUUCCUCAUGCUUGCAGGCUUUAAGCUAAGCUAACCUAGCAGCCAGUUAGCAUAGCAUAAACACUGCAGGAAGAGAAAGCCUUGCUCUGUGCUGGUAUGCCAAUGUUCUUGGACAGAGCUACACUGUUUGCUCAUGCUCGCAGUCUUUAAGCUAAGCUAAGCUAAUCAGCUGCUGGAUGCACAAACGUGAGAGCGCUAAAAUGCGUCAUUUAAAUCUGGGAGUCUGAUCAGUCGUGGGUGACAUAUUUACUCUGCUGUUGUUUCUGGAAGACUUUUCUUCAUGUGAAAGAACUUGAGCUUCAUCAGCUAAUGAAAAAUAUGACAAUAAAAAGUUAUCACUGUA
Messenger RNA from Stegastes partitus (bicolor damselfish), 2618 nucleotides. It is a transcript of the gene naxe, whose product is annotated as NAD(P)HX epimerase. The record is from RefSeq and is a predicted model, not a curated record. Gene Ontology annotation, cellular component: mitochondrion. The transcript has 7 exons. Gene Ontology annotation, molecular function: NAD(P)HX epimerase activity. Bases 163 to 1014 code for a protein of 283 amino acids. NCBI's taxonomy places the organism in Eukaryota, Metazoa, Chordata, Actinopteri, Pomacentridae.